CAUUUCUGCUGACAGCGUGUGCCUUGCUGGACGCUUAAAUAUUUACACUUCUUGUACUCACCGUACAUAUCCCUAGUUACUUCAUUCGUUACUUUAAACAAUGGUUGUAAAUCAGCAAGGCCAAGAGCUUCACCCAAAGAUCGUGUAUCAUCCGAAAUAUACAGAAACGCAGUCAGUCCGAUUCACGAAGUUUGUGGAGAAGAAGUACGGUAUCCAGAUUAGCGAUUACUGGAAUCUCCAGAAGUGGUCGGCAGAAAAAUUUCCUGAAUUCUGGGAAUGCGUAUGGGAAUUUUUUGACGUCAAACAUUCUCAACCAUUUACAGAGGUUUAUGACAGAAAAAAUGAUUUCUUAAACAUGGAGUGGUUUAAAGGUGCUCGUCUAAAUUACGCAGAAAAUAUUUUAAAAUACAGAGAUUCAAAAAAGCUAGCCAUUAUAGCAACAGGUGAUCACGACAAUGUGGAAUACGUGACGUAUGAAGAGUUGUAUACUGAAACCAAGACAUAUGCAGCCGCUCUCAAGGAUCUCGGGGUCAAAAAGGAUGAUGUCGUAGCAUGUUACAUGCCCAACAGAAAGGAAGCUGUCUUUGCAUUUCUGGCUACCGCAAGCAUUGGUGCUUUAUGGAGUGCAGCUUUACCCCUUCUCGGACCAAGGGCCGUUCUUUCAAGAUUUCAACAGCUAGAUCCAAAAAUCUUAUUCACAGCAGGAAAUUUCGUUUUCGAAGAAAAUGAGAUUUUAAUGGAUGAGAAGAUACCACAAGUGGUCGCUGGUUUGCCUACGCUUCAGAAAGUUGUUUAUGCUCCUGGAAAAGAUGGUAGCACGAAACAAAUUAUUAAAGACACACCCAAAUGUUGCUCGAUAUCGGAGUUUCUGAAAGAAGCGAGAGAAAGAGUGGGGAGCGCGGAUAUUAAAAUGGAAUUCGAACAACUUCCUUUCGACCAUCCUUUCUGUAUUAGUUUCACAUCGGGCACAACAGGUCUUCCCAAAGGUCUCAUACAUUCUCAAGGAUCAUUUUUUGCAUCUCUUAAGGACUAUGGUUUGAUGCAGGACUGCACGCAAGACGAUACCCUUUUGAACUUCUCACCGGCGGGUUGGAUAUCGUGGAAUAUGUUUGUCAACUGCUUGCACCUGGGCCUCACCCUAGUGAUGUACGAAGGCGAUCCUUUUACUUAUUCUAAAACACGAUUCUGGGAUGUGAUUGACAAAUUUGGAAUCAACUCCUGCUACAUAUGGAGUAGCACUGUAGAUGAAAUGGAAAAGCAAGGACAACUACCUACCUCCAGCCAUAGUUUAAAGAGCCUGAGGCAAAUAUUUCCUAUGGGAAGUCCAGCAAAACCUAAUAGUUUUGAUUUUCUGGCCGAAAAAAUAAAGCCUGGCCUGUUCUGCAGUCCUGCUUACGGACAGACAGAACUUUUUGGUCUUUGCAGUGGUCUAGAUCGUAAUCUUCCUGUUUACAGAGGUGAAAUUCAAAACUUUUCGCUUGGGAUAGAUGUUCAUUGCUUGGAUGACAAAGGCAAAUCUGCAGUUGGUGUGAGAGGUGAUUUAGUAGUGGCCAAUCCUUAUCCUGCAUUACCCAUUAAAAUUCUUGGAGAUAAAAAUAAACAGAAGAUGAAAGAAAUGUAUUUUUCAAGAUUCCCGGGUUAUUUUGACCUGGGAGAUGAUGCAUGGAUCAAUCCUGUCACUAAAGGUUUUAUCGUUUACGGUAGAGGGGAUGAAACAAUGAAUCCUAAAGGAGCCCGCUUCAACUGUGCAGAAAUGUACUUCGCAUUGGAUGGAUUUCCCGGGAUAGUGGAUUGCGUGUGCGUGUCCCACUACAAUCAAAAUCUGGACGAGAGGGUCGUCCUAUUUGUGAAGAUGGAAGAAGGCCACGUACUCACGGACCAGGUGAAAGAGGAUAUUAAAAAAACAGUUUCAGAAAAUAUGUCCUACGAACAUGUGCCAGAUGUUAUCAUGCAAGUGCCCGAUAUACCAUAUAACUUAACUGGAAAGAAACUGAAUAGUUUGGUGAAGAAACUCAUCAAUAAGAAGCCUGUUCUGAACAAAGAAAUCGUUAUCAAUCCUUUAUCUCUAAAAUUUUUCGAAACAAUAGAUCUUGGAGAUUUCUAAGAGAUUGUCUGAAAAAGAACGAGCAAAAAUGAUAUAAAUUAUUAUCACAUUUUAUACUUUGAUGUAUUUCUGAAUCUUUUUCAUAAACUUUUCUGUUAUGUAAAAUUGUCUGUAUACGUUUUCUUAAGCUAAUAAAUGCAUUUAUGAAAGUUGUAAA
This is a messenger RNA of Stegodyphus dumicola, 2261 nucleotides long. Its product is annotated as acetoacetyl-CoA synthetase-like. Gene Ontology annotation, molecular function: acetoacetate-CoA ligase activity. The record is from RefSeq and is a predicted model, not a curated record. Lineage: Eukaryota; Metazoa; Arthropoda; Arachnida; Araneae; Eresidae. Gene Ontology annotation, biological process: lipid metabolic process.